This is a messenger RNA of Cokeromyces recurvatus, 849 nucleotides long. RefSeq lists its product as uncharacterized. The transcript has 9 exons. The record is from RefSeq and is a predicted model, not a curated record. Gene Ontology annotation, cellular component: nucleus; cytosol. Bases 1 to 849 code for a protein of 282 amino acids. Gene Ontology annotation, biological process: endoplasmic reticulum unfolded protein response; protein deubiquitination. Lineage: Eukaryota; Fungi; Mucoromycota; Mucoromycetes; Mucorales; Mucoraceae. Gene Ontology annotation, molecular function: cysteine-type deubiquitinase activity.
AUGAGAAUACGUAUACGACAUGCUAAUGGCAUGGCAACUCUUUCAAAUGUUUCAGCUGAACAAACAGUUUUAAAUCUAAAACAGGAAAUCUCUAAUCUUCUUAAUCUUACUUCAAGUCAGGACGUUCAAAUCUCAGGGGGAUAUCCACCGAAGCCAAUAACUAUUACCAGUAAUAAUGUAUCAUUGGUUGAGGCUGGUAUUAGGGAUGGUGAUACUCUAAAUAUCAAAGUAAUUGAAUCUACUAUUCCUCAGCAGCAAAUAACAACAUCACAAAGAAGUUUAAUAAAAGAAGGCCUGAUUGAAACACCACAUGGUUUUCUUACACUUCGAGUUAUGGAUGAUGAUAACUCUUGCUUAUUUCGAUCUAUAGGUAAGCUCUGUUAUGUUAUAAGAAAUAAUACUUUUAUAACUCAAGAACUUCGACAAGUUAUAGUCGAAGGUAUAAAAGCAGACCCUGUAAUGUAUUCUGAUGCUACACUUGGUCAGCCCAAAGACAAAUACAUGGAAUGGAUCUUGAAACCUAAUUCGUGGGGAGGAGCUAUUGAAAUUGAUAGUAUAGACGUUCAAACAGGUCGAAUCGAUAAAUUUGACUAUGACGCAUUGGCACUUGCACCUGCAAGCGAUAGUCCUCUAGAAUUUGAUCAGACGAGAUUCUCUACUGAUGAUGAAUCUGUUCUUACGGCUGCAAAGCUAUUGGUAGAUGAUUUAAGAAAGAAACAUAAAUAUACAGAUGUAGCAAACUUUACAUUAAAAUGUGAAGAAUGUAAAAUAGGCUUAAAAGGUGAAAAAGGUAUGUUUCCCAAUGACUUUAUCAUUUUAUAUUUCAAUGUACUAAUAAUGUAUAUAUAA